This is a messenger RNA of Prorocentrum cordatum, 930 nucleotides long. Lineage: Eukaryota; Dinophyceae; Prorocentrales; Prorocentraceae. The record is from the annotation of a GenBank genome assembly.
CGGCAGGACAAUUGGCUACGUGAAACACAUGUGCAUUAUAACGGGGUUCGCGCAGACGCCCCUCUGCAGUGCCUCGGAAGCGUACGCUGGAAUUCUUUGCCCCAGCGAAGAGCGAAGGUAUGCUACAGUGCGCCGGAGGAGGAGGAGGAAGAGGAGGAGGAGGGGGAGAAGCAGGGGAGAAGGGAGGAAAGCAGAGGCAAAGAAGCGGGCCACAAGCAGACGGGACAGGCGACGCAUUUUGCGGAAGACGCCUCGCCGGAGACGAUGUCGAACUGCUGCGCACAUGUCCGACACGGCCGAUGCCUGCAACCUACCAGCCUCCAGCUACGCUGGACUGACCUGCCACUUCGGAAGCUCCAAACGUGGAAGGCGACAGGGAGGAGAAGUCGCCUAGGGCUCCCAACUUCGCGCUUCGCGCUCCGCGAAGCGCGAAGCGCGAAUAACUUCGCGCUCUCGCGCCGCCCCCCCAGAGGGAGAAGAGGAGGACGAGGAGGAGGGGGAGAAGGAACGAGGACCGCGAAGCGCGAAGCGCGAAUAACUUCGCGCCCUCGAGGGAGCCCUUGGGGAGGAGAAGUCGCGGGGGACCGUGGACUCGGGACAUGGACGCGCCCCUGCUCCGCGAGCGUGCGUCUCUGCUUUCCGGCACAGCGGCCGCCACCGGGCCCACCCACCCGACCCCUCGACUGGUGCCGUCGCGCUCGGCGCCCGCAGGGUCUGGGCACAGCCGACCAUGCCAAGGACCUGCGGGCAGGGCUGAGCGGCGGACAGUGGCCUGUGGGCUAAACAACCCGCGCAUGUAGAUACAGUCGGGGUACGACCAGAAGGAGCACUAAACAAGGAACGAAGGUACCUUCUUGGCGCCAACGGCUCCUGGGUGCAGGAGGAAGGUUGGAGGAACGAGCACGGAGCGACCUUCAAAACACAUCGAGC